GUCUCGUGUAUUUGAUAGUACAAUUUGUAUCAGCAUUAACGUUGACUAAAAUGAUACGGAUAUAAUGCUGUUGCAAUUCAGUUUGAUUUUAUUGUUAAAAUUGCUGGCAUUUUAUUAUAAAUAUGGAGAGGCGACAACAACAGACUUCCACACAACCGACAUGACGUCGAGCGCGACCAUAAUUACCGUGACGGACAGCUCGUCGGAAGCCCUUACAUCCGGUACGCAACCAGCGCCGACGACCCAAGCUCUCCCCCAGCCGUCGACGACUCCCGCCAACACGAGCUCUCGUACUGGGGACGCGGGCGCGAUGAAUCUCUCGUGCUACGACUGCAGCGAGGCGUUCAGUAAGAUAUGGACGCCGUACACUGAGUGCCAGUACUACCCCCAACUGACUCCUCUUCGCCCAUGCACUGUCAAUGACAGAUACUGCAAGGUAGAAAGAGUGACCUAUAAAGACCGCACUGUACACAUAACACGCGGCUGCACGGACGAAUGCUGGUACGGUUGCUUUCCUUCCGGUUUUGGUAUGACCACCUACAGAUGUACGUCAUGUUGCCGGUCAAAUGGAUGCAAUGUGGGAAAUGACGUCACGAUGUUAGUGCCCAAUAUAAACGUGAUGACAUUAGCAGUGAUUUAUGUGAUCCUUGGCAGAAUUAUUUAUUAAGUUUAAAACUUAAUAUGUUUGAUGUAAUGCUUUAUGCGAAAAUUACAAACACAUUUACACUAAAAUUAUGUUCCCUUUUUGUGAGAAGAAUUUGGAAAUACGCGUGCGUGUUUUCGUUUACUAAACAUUUGCUUUGUAAGUUCACGAAAGCACGACGUCCUCAUGUUGACUUUUUGUGAUCUCUUUCUGUCGAAUGCCGUAGCAUUUAGGUCAAAAAUACAAAUACGCCAACAGCUAAAAAUAGAUAUAUCACCGCGAUGACAAAAUUGUUUCCGCUGUGACAAUUUGUCACUGCGGUAACAAUUUUGUCACCGCGGUGAUAUCUAUUUUGUCAAAGAGGUAACAAUUUUGUCACAGCGGUGACAAGUUAUUACUGUAUGUAUAUUUUUAUGCCUGCUGUUACAUUUAUUUGUUUGGGUCAGUUUUCAACCAAUCAUUUUCCCCGUAACAUACCGAGAUUUUUUUCGUGAUACAUGAUUAAUAAUUUUACAGCUUAAGUUCGACACACUUUCUUAUUAAAUUUAUGUGGAAAUGCUUAUCGAUAAAUGAUUAUGUCAUUGUACCUUAAUUGUCGUCAUCCUUGUGCCGGAAGAUUAAAAUUACAAAACGCAUGGUCCACGGAGCGUAUAGAGUCCGUGCAUGGUCUGAACGCCAAUGUUCUACAGUAAUCCAUGGAGGCAGACAUCUAGAUAAUUCCGCAGUAAAUUAUCGCCUAUUUGCCGUUUUGGAAGACGUAUUUUCAUUGGUCGGUUUGAUUUAGCUCUUAUCAAACUCUUUGGGUAAGACAAAGUAUCACCGCAGUUACAAAUAUAUUUCCGCAGUGAUACAUUUAUUACCACAGUGACAAAAUUGUCACCGCGGUGAUAUCUGUUUUUAGCUGUUGGCGUAUAUGUACUUUUGACCCAAAGGAUACGUCAUACUGUCCGUCGUCAACAUAUACCUUGUUAACACUCUAGACACAACAUAUACAUUUCCCAAUCUUUAUUAAGCUUGGUAAGAACAUUUGUCCCAAUAGUAUUCUUGUCGAGUUCGAAAUUAUUAACUUAUUAAUGGGGGGUACAAAACUAGGUCAUUAUGUCGCAUUGUAGAAAAAGCUUGGUAAUACUCUAGAAGUCACAUAUAUUGUCGAAUCUUUAAGAAGCUUAGUUAGAACAUUUGUUCUAAAAAUAUCUCGGCUGAUUUCGAGAAUGGUAACGUUUCCUCGCCAAAAAAACGCAGUUCCACGACAGUAAAACCUUGUUAAACCUUGUUCCGGUUCGUUGCAAAACACGGCCGCCGAUAGACAUUUCCAUCACGGACUCUAGAUUACACGGAUAUGAAACGGGACCGUUACGCCAAAUAUCUUGUUGUGUCUAAGUCACGUGACCGUGUCGUAACUAUCGAUCUUCUAUCGAAGCGCCGAGGUUAUAAAUUUGAUGUACCCACUCACGUAUUUUGUUAAAUUAUAGUUUCAUUUCUAGGCCGAUUUUGACAAAUUAUAUAUCACUAAAAAGCUUACGUAACGUAGUUUUCAGAUAUAUAAAUAUAUAUUAAGUUUUUCUUCUGAUUUCGGCAGCCCGGCGAGUUAUAACUUUAACUUUUGCAAAUAACAUACCGUUUUGGAGUUUUAGAAUCUAGAUUUACGGUUGACAUGUUCGUACUUUAUACAUAAUUGUAGCGUUUAUAUUUGGAGAUCAGUUUUAAAAAUAACAUCUUGCUUAGGAGAAUAGAAUUCUGUAUACGAUAGAAAAAAAAAAUUGUUUAAAAACGAAAGUAAUUAAGGAAUGAAGGCGGGAAAAUGUAGCGCGCGUUCCUAACGCACUGAACUGAUGCUACGGUCUUGGCGAUUAUGCUUUUGUUUAGAUACCGGCCAUUGAAUUUCCUUUGCCAUGAUUAUUAUAUUUUUUAUGAAAUAUAUUGAAAUAUUUUGUUCUAGAGACAUAUCCAUAAAGCUAAGUAUUAAUGAAGCUUAAUAAAUUUACGAUUUCAUCUCUUGAUUAUAACACAGAAAGGGUGUUAAUUUUAUGAUGAAACAGCGUAUACAAAUGUAUAGCGGAC
Messenger RNA from Dreissena polymorpha, 2704 nucleotides. RefSeq lists its product as uncharacterized. The record is from RefSeq and is a predicted model, not a curated record. NCBI's taxonomy places the organism in Eukaryota, Metazoa, Mollusca, Bivalvia, Myida, Dreissenidae. The coding region runs from base 65 to 667 and encodes 200 amino acids. The transcript has 3 exons.